AUGGACGACCUGCACUUGUCGCUGCUUGACACUGCACAUUGUCUGCGUGCUCCUCUUUGCAAGCUUCCCUUUGACUUCUUCGGCAUACUUUGCGCUUUGGUUUACACUGGUAGACGCCGCGACAUCGUGUCCUCGGGAGUCACGUUCUCGCGCAGCACAGCACAGUGCACCCGAUCUACAGCUGCUUUUGGUCAGCUGCCACGCCGGCAGACCCAGAUAUACACCACACCUGCGGCGCACAUUAACACAAGCGCCGGUGCGCCUAGAGACAUCACCAUGAAUGGCACUGCAACCACCGCCGCCAUGUCCCAGGAAGAGCAGUCGCAGCGAGGCAGCGGAGGGAGUUCCUUCACCUCCACCCGCUCGACAAGUGGUAGAUCGCGGCAACAGAAUCCGCAACAGCAGCUCUCCACCAUCGAGAAAUCCGUCACUCACCUCCUCGUCGCUACGAAACAGCUCCUGGAGACACUCACCAUGUGGUCGACACAGCGCGCCAGCGAGUCCGAGGUCUCCGAUGUAUACGUUCGAUUGGGAUACGAGUUUAACAUAGCUUGUCGGGCUUUCAAUGCGAUCGGCGUGGAGACGAACGACUUGGGCCCCGUCCCCGACAUGUUGCGCGGUAUACUAGAGGAGACAUUAUCACAGGACGCCAGUCAGCAGAGCUUGGAGAAGUACUUGCCUAGGAUCAGGGACAUCAUCAUCAACUUACUGCAUGGUCUCAAGAAGAAACAGCAGCGAUUACGACAGCGGAGUAACAGAGAAGGUGCCGGUGAAUCAUCCACGAGGCCCCCCAGGCAGGCCUCAACUGCGAGUACCCUGAGUAUUGCCACAAACCUCACGGAGCAGCUGGAAAACAUACCGUCGAGAUACAGUAGCCAGAGGUCGUUUGCCCAGCGGCAAGGGAGCGGAGAUCUCAGUGGACCAGAUCUGCCUCCACGGACAACGAGCGUCCCAGGCGGACGAACCUCCCCCAAGAGGCAUGGUCUCAGCCCGCAGAACAGCAUCAGCGUACAACAGCCGCAGCAAGACAGUCUCAGCACGUCAGCAAGCACUUCUUCCCUGUCUAGCAACACCAUGCAGAAUAUCCCAGUCAUUGCGCCAUAUCCUGAAGGAGAUACGAUGCCCACGAACCAAGGAUACGGUCAGGACCAAUCAUCACCAGAACGACCCAAGCCGCCGCCGAAAGCCAACGAUGCGCUCACGGCCCUGCAACGAGGAGGGGAGCUGGAGAGACGAGCCUCGAGGCGAUUCUCAGCAUACCAAAUCCAAAAACAUCUGGGCGGCGGCAGUAUGAGUGGCAUAGGCGCAAUACCACCCAGUCAGAACUCGCCCGUACCGAAUAGAGGUCGGGAUGCGCGCGAGUCCAUGAAUGCGGUGAGGUCAAGGGCGAGCAUGUUACACAGCCGAGCUCGGUCACGGAACCAAAAGACGACCUUUGAAGCAUCGCCAAACCGCGACCUGGAUGUGAGGAGGAUAUCAGAGGCAGAUGAGAACACAUCGCAGCACGCAGAAUUGGAGGCUCCACCGGCGCCUUUCGCGAACGACGAUCAGGCCGAUAGUCCACUAGUCAGGACUCCUGAAGAUAAGCUGGCAGGGUUCUUCCCUGCGCCGCCAGCGGACAACUCGAUCGGCGCGACUUUGAACGGACCUGUUGAGGAGCCUUUCACGCCGGGAGGUAGCCUGGCCAACGAUGAGCACGAGGAGCCAACGUCGACAAUCAAGCGGGGGCAGUCAGUGCGCAUGGCCAGAGACUACACUCCUCCAGUAUCUCAAUUUCUGCCAGAAGACUCCCCCCAGCCAGGGAAACAGCUCACACUCUUCUUGCAAUACAAAAGCAAGAUCAAGAAGUUUGUGCUCCCCGACGGAGGUCAACUCACUUUGGCUAGGUUGCAGUUGGCCUUCAUCGAGAAGUUCAAUUGGAAUACUCACAACAACGGCGUCGACCUUCCCGAUAUAUAUAUUCAGGACCCAGUGUCUGGGGUACGUCACGAGCUUGACGACAUCAAUGAUGUCAAGGAACGUGCUGUGUUGGUGUUGAACGUCGAAGCGCUCGAUGAAGUCAAACGCCACUUCGACGAUGGCAUUGGUGGUCUGCGGCGCAUCGUCGAAGGCAUCAAGACGAGCGUCGAUGAUCAGCAAUCAGCGUUGCAAAGAGUGUCCGAGCGGCAGCAGGAGACCGCAAAGGAGCUUGCAAGCCUGGCUGCGGCACCUCCACCCGUCGCGGCAUCUCGACCAUCUAGCACACCAACCACUGCCGCGAGAGGCUUGUCCGGAAACCUUAAAGAGGUGCAGUCAUUACGCCGCGACCUUGCGGUCGUGCGUCAGACAUACAAAUCUUUCAUGGCAGACACCGAGUCAAUGAUGUCUACCCUGCGCUCAAAGGCCCUCGGCGUCAAGAAGGCUGCAGCAGACACUCUGAUUCCCGACAUGGAUGAGGCAACCGGGCGCUCCUAUGUCAACAAAGGCAAGAAAACCCUCGGAACCGACAGUGAACGCAUCGUCGAUCGUGUCGACAGCCUCCAGGACAUCGUCGAAGACCUGCGCAAAGACGUCGUGCAACGUGGUGUCAGACCGCUUGCACGGCAGCUCGAGGAUGUCAGCAAGGACAUCAGCACCGCCACUGCAGAGCUCAAAAAGAUGCAAGAGUUCCUCAAGCGCGAGAAGCCCAUCUGGACAAAGAUCUGGGAGAAGGAGCUGCAGGUUGUCUGUGAUGACCGAGACUUGCUCACCAUGCAAGAAGAGCUUGCGGCUGAUCUUGAAGAUGACCUCGACAAAGCAGCGCAGACUUUCGCGCUGGUCGAACAAGCGACGAAACAGCAGAACCUGGCGAACCCGAAUGGGCAUGUCGGCGGAUCGCGGUCCUCAAGCAGAACUCUCGCCAUCGACCAAGGCGCCGACCCGCACAAAGCCAAAGACGGCGUCCUGGGUGAAGUCCGAGCGCUUCAACCCAACCACGAGUCUCGAUUGGAAGCCAUCGAGCGUGCUGAACGAGCUCGGCAACGCGAGCUCGAGAAUCGUCAAGGCGGUGAGUUUCAGCGCGAACUCGGCAACUUCGUCGAGGAAGGCAAGCUCAAAAAGACUGGUGGGCACGAAGAAGUUGAGCGCAUCCGCCAGCAGCGCGAAGAGAAAGCCCGUCAAGAAGCUGCCGAUCUCGCCGAGCAACGACGUAGGGAAGGCAGAAAGCGACAAGAGGAGGUUGCUGCUGCUGCUGCUGCCGAGACAGCCGCUGCAGAACCACAAGCGCCUGUGGACGAAGUCAUUGACAAUGGAGACAAGCUCGAAAUUCCCACUGAGCCUCACAGCGAGAGUCACAGCCCCGAGCCGAACUUCGAGGAUGCCAAGGAAGAGGUCAACACUCCUUCGACAGAGGCAGCGCCGUAG
Messenger RNA from Fulvia fulva, 3381 nucleotides. Its product is annotated as Bud site selection protein 6. Gene Ontology annotation, cellular component: cell tip; cytoplasm. The record is from RefSeq and is a predicted model, not a curated record. The coding region runs from base 1 to 3381 and encodes 1126 amino acids. Gene Ontology annotation, molecular function: cytoskeletal regulatory protein binding. Gene Ontology annotation, biological process: establishment of cell polarity. The transcript has 2 exons. Lineage: Eukaryota; Fungi; Ascomycota; Dothideomycetes; Mycosphaerellales; Mycosphaerellaceae.